Moesziomyces antarcticus is the source of this 1641-nucleotide messenger RNA. Its product is annotated as GPI transamidase component PIG-U. The record is from RefSeq and is a predicted model, not a curated record. Gene Ontology annotation, cellular component: GPI-anchor transamidase complex; membrane. Bases 1 to 1641 code for a protein of 546 amino acids. Gene Ontology annotation, biological process: attachment of GPI anchor to protein; protein localization to cell surface. NCBI's taxonomy places the organism in Eukaryota, Fungi, Basidiomycota, Ustilaginomycetes, Ustilaginales, Ustilaginaceae. The transcript has 5 exons.
AUGGGCUCGACAGCGCCGGCUCGUGCGGCUGGCACGGCUAAAGUCAUGACUGCGCGGGCACUGGAGCCGUCUCGACCGGCACUCUAUCUCGUCCUUCUUUGCGCGGCUGCGCUUCGACUUGGCAUCUUUAUCUACACUUCGACGCCGCAGGUCUUGGAGGAUAGACCGGAGCUCAGCACGCCGUUCAGCAGUCUGCGUGCGCUCAGGGAGACACACUACCUCUUCCACCGCCCGCCGUCGCCGAGUCCAGGCACCGCGUCCGGAGGCAUCCCAGACCCUUACUCGGCAGGAACAGUCCAUCACUCGCCGCUCCUCCUGCCCCUCCUGAACAGCGCGCUACAGCGUAUGCAGCGCUCCGAUGACGUGCUGCCAACCGCGCUUAUAUGGACUGCAGCAGAUGUGGUCGCGGGAUGGCUACUCUUCCGAAUCUGCCUCACGCGCGAAGUGGCAUUGUGGGCCCGCAAGACGCAUCUGUGGUCCUGGGAUCAGAGCCGAGCCGUCAAGGUUGCGGCACUGUUCCUCUUCAAUCCGUAUACCCUCGCGACCUGCUUGGCAAGAAGCACAGUCGCCCUCGAGGUCGUGGCUCUACUUGCGACUAUCCACGCCGCUAUGGCCGGCUCGGCCGUUUCGCUCGCUUUGCAUUGGGCCUUCUCAUCCCUGAUCAGCUUGUAUCCGGCAUUGCUGCUGCCCAUGCUGAUCCAGCUCGCGCGUCGAAGGGCCGGCGAGCGCGUCUACGAACGCGAGGUGGCUCGCAUCGGCAGUGCCGCCAGCUCGACGGCCAAAUCGUCGCGCCAGCUCGGCUUCCUCGUCGACCGCGUGCGAUCCGCCAAGCGCUUCAUGGUGUUCAAGUGCGUCGUGCUCAUGCCCGCGGCGCUCGCGGGCGGCCUGUGGCUUUCUCGAGCCAUCGCUCUUAGUCCAGGCGACGCUUCCAUUCGCGCUCUUGUCAGCAACAUCGCUGCGGUCAUGCAGGUGCCGCUGGAAGAAGGUUGGGCGUGGACCGAGCAGGUGUACGGCUCGGUAUUGCUCGCGACCGAUCUCACCCCAAACCUCGGCCUCUGGUGGUACUUCUUUAUGGAGAUCUUUGACCACUUCCGCGACUUUUUCCUGCUCACCUUCAACGUGCAUCUGGCGUGCUACGUGCUGCCGUUCUCGAUCAAGUAUAGGCAAGAUCCGCUCUUCGGCAUCACGCUCAUGAGCGGUGUGAUCGCCGUGUUCAAGAGCUAUCCUACGCUCGGUGACCACGCCGUCUUCCUGGCGCUGCUAAGCUUGCACAGCCAGAUUCUCGAAUAUAUGCGCUACCCGCUGGUGUCGACGCUGACCUAUACGUACUGCACUUGCCUCUCGCCGGCGUUCCACCACCUGUGGCUCACGGCGGGCUCGGCGAACGCCAACUUCUUCUAUGCCAUCACGCUGGUGUGGGCGUUGGGCGGCGGCAUGCUGGUGCUCGAUGCCAUGUGGGCGUGGGGCCGCGAACGGUGGGAGAAAGAGCGGCCGCCGAUUCGAGCGCGGCCCAAGGUGCAGCCCAAGUCGCCAAGGCUUGAUGAGCCAUCCCUCGACAACGAUGCUUCAGAUGGCGGUGCUCCGGUGGCUGUGAAGGACCAGAAGGAGAACCGCGCUCGUCGCGUCGUUGUACAAGUGUAG